Acanthopagrus latus (yellowfin seabream) is the source of this 2564-nucleotide messenger RNA. RefSeq names its product ISL LIM homeobox 2b (gene isl2b). The transcript is spliced from 8 exons. The coding region runs from base 353 to 1675 and encodes 440 amino acids. Gene Ontology annotation, molecular function: cis-regulatory region sequence-specific DNA binding; DNA-binding transcription factor activity, RNA polymerase II-specific. Gene Ontology annotation, cellular component: nucleus. Lineage: Eukaryota; Metazoa; Chordata; Actinopteri; Spariformes; Sparidae. Gene Ontology annotation, biological process: positive regulation of transcription by RNA polymerase II; neuron fate specification; axonogenesis. The record is from RefSeq and is a predicted model, not a curated record.
GGCUGAAUCUAGUAUCAAUAAAACCAGCUGUGUCAAAGGCCGACAACAUUUUCUAACAGAAGAUCUGAUGUCAGGAAGACUAAACCGCACUGAGUGACCCCGUCCUCAAACACGCUCACACAACAGCAGGAAAAUAGAGAAGCCUCCUGGCAAAGCAAACAAGGUUACAAAAGAUAUAUCUUUAAGAAAUAAAGGAAAUUUGCAAGCUUUGUGAGGGCAGCCACAGCUCACCUGCAAGAAAAGAGACAAAAGCACAUCAACCAAUCCUGACUGGACCGUGAUUUGACCCUGCAGUGACACGUGCACGCUGGGGAGCAGCAUCACCACAGGUUCUUCAGGUCAGCACUGUUUCAUGCAUGAGCAGUUUAGAGAGGAGGGGGAGGAGAAGUGCGGUGUCGACGUCAUGACGUCAGAGCGGCAGCGUGCAGGGACCCUGCAUCCUCUCCUUGCCCGUCCCCUCGCCUCCCCCCUGUCUCCCCCCCUGAAGUCCGGAGAGACACACGUUAUCAGGGAGGCAGCCGAAGGGCCAGUCAUCUCCUCACAUCUUUUCUGCAUCGACCACAAUCCCCUCUAUCCUUCCUGUAUGGUGGAUAUUAUUUUCAGCUCUUCUUUCUUGGGUGAUAUGGGGGAUCAUUCCAAAAAGAAGCCAGGAUUCGCGAUGUGUGUAGGAUGUGGAAGUCAGAUCCAUGACCAGUACAUACUGAGAGUCUCUCCCGACCUGGAGUGGCACGCAGCCUGCCUGAAGUGCGCAGAGUGCAGCCAGUACCUGGAUGAGACCUGCACUUGUUUCGUCCGGGACGGCAAAACCUAUUGCAAAAGAGAUUAUGUAAGGCUGUUUGGAAUAAAAUGCGCAAAAUGCAACCUGGGCUUCAGCAGCAGCGACCUGGUGAUGAGAGCCCGGGAUAACGUGUACCACAUCGAGUGCUUUCGGUGCUCGGUGUGCAGCAGGCAGCUGCUGCCGGGAGACGAGUUCUCUCUGCGGGAAGACGAGCUGCUGUGCCGGGCGGACCACAGCCUGCUGCUGGAGAGGAGCUCCGCAGGAAGCCCCAUCAGCCCCGGACACAUCCACUCCAACAGACCGCUGCACCUGACAGACCAGGUGGCGGUGCGGCAGGCCCCGCAUCGGAACCACGUCCACAAGCAGUCGGAGAAGACGACGCGGGUCCGGACGGUGCUGAACGAGAAGCAGCUCCAUACGUUGCGGACCUGCUACAACGCCAACCCGAGGCCGGACGCGCUGAUGAAGGAGCAGCUGGUGGAGAUGACCGGCCUGAGCCCCAGGGUGAUCCGGGUCUGGUUCCAGAACAAGCGCUGCAAAGACAAGAAGAAGUCGAUCCUCAUGAAGCAGCUCCAGCAGCAGCAGCACAGUGAUAAGACUGUAAGCAUCUUCAACCUGCAGGGCCUCACCGGGACGCCUCUGGUGGCCGGGAGUCCCAUCCGGCAUGAGAGCACCGUGCAGGGGAACCCGGUGGAGGUUCAGACCUACCAGCCUCCGUGGAAAGCCCUGAGCGAGUUCGCCCUGCAGAGCGACCUGGACCAGCCGGCCUUCCAACAACUGGUGUCUUUCUCGGAGUCGGGCUCUCUUGGGAACUCCUCGGGCAGCGACGUGACUUCUUUGUCCUCCCAGUUACCGGACACCCCCAACAGUAUGGUACCCAGCCCGGUGGAGACGUGAAACGGGGCCCCCCUCCUCAGACCCAUCGGUUCCUCCCCCCCAUGACACCCACUGACCCACCGACCCAACGACCCUCCGAACCACCUCCUGCAAGGACAAUUGCAGCAUGAUCCCAGUCUCCCCCAUCUAUCCCUCCCUCCCUCCUCCUCCUCCUCCUCCCCUACUUGCAUGUGACCAGCUCAUCACAUCGCCCCAACUACAAAGAGGAGAGUGUUUUUUUUGUUUUGUUUUGUUUUUGUUUUUUUUUUAUUUCAUUUUUUUUUUUAUUAUUUUUUUUUUAUUUCCUGACAUGUAGGACGAGGAACGACGAAAGCACCAAUUUUUUUUUUCUGCCUUUGUGGAGCUUUCAUUGACAAGAAAAAAAAAGAACAAAAAACUGAGCAGAACAAUUGUUGCAUGACUUGACCCGGAGAGAGAAGAUGUACAGAAGAACCUCCCAAUGGAUAUACUACUACAACCGAACCUCUCCCCCCCUCUCAGAACAAAAAUAUUGGAGGGGAAAAAAAAAACAAAAAAACAUUUCCACGUUUCCGGUACUGACGGGGGAACAUCUCUGCGAUUUCAUUGUGAUCAUACUGUGUCUUGUUUUCUUCAACAUGAGAACAUGUUUUUGAUACAUUUAUUGCGUUUGUUGAGUCCGGUCGGACUCUUUGUCUUAAAAAGGUCAGAGCAUGAUAAUCUGCAAACUAUUCGUGUUGUAAAAAAGAAAAAAAAAAAAAAAGAAAAAACAAAACAAAAAAAACAAAACUUUAUCUUAAGGGCAGGAAACAGGCUGUUUGAGCUCCUCGAACAAAAAAAGUAAAUUAUUGUUAUAUUAUUUAUUGGUAGGAAAGCGAUUCGUAAAGGGAUUAUUAACUGAUAAAAAAAAAAAUAAAAGCUGGAUACAUAA